UCCUUCCCCGCCUCUGUUGAACAGCGUCUGCGAGCUGGCGUUGAAAUCCGAUUUCAGAACAGCGUGUGCAAAUGCUCUCUGCUGUUCGAAGCCAGUGACGAUGAUGGCGCGUGUCCACAUGCUGCUGGUGGCUUUGUCGCUGUUGCUCGCGUCUGACUCACGAGGAUCCUCUUAUCGCUUCAGCAGAGGCCUUGCCGAGGGACGCUCUCCUCCACAGUGCGAGCCUAUCGUCGUGUCGUUGUGUCAGAAUCUCUCUUACACGACCACGACGGCCGUAUCGCCUCACCACACCUCCCAGAUAGAAGCCGAGCAAUAUCUCUACACCCGGUUCUCCCACUUACUUGGAUCCGACUGCUCCCCAGACCUUCGUAGGUUCCUCUGUGGGAUGUACGUGCCGGAGUGCGGGGGGUCUGGCCCUGUGUCUGCGCUGCCGUGUCGAGGCCUUUGUCUUACUGCUCGGGAUCGCUGCCAGGAGAGCGGGAACACCUUCUCGUGGCCUGAGACGCUUCGGUGUGACAGGUUCCCAGUGGAGGGAGAGGACGAGGAAUGCUGGAAUGGAAAUGUAGGUAACAGUAUAUCUGGCUUGCGUAAUAGUCCAAGUCUGAGUGACCAGUGUGAACAAAUAGAUAUCACUUUAUGUCAAGGACUGUCGUACAACUUGACGGUGAUGCCAAAUCUGCUCAGUCAUACAACGCAAGAAGAAGCCGGCAUGGAACUUCACCAGUUCGUCCCUCUUGUCAAAGUGCAGUGUUCUCCAGACCUCCAGAACUUCUUAUGCAGUGUUUAUGCUCCAUUUUGUAAUGCACAAGGACGGCCAAUUCCUCCGUGCCAAAGACUCUGUGUCUCCGCAAGGGAUGGUUGUGAAACACUAAUGAACCGGUUUGGUUUCCGGUGGCCAGAAUCUCUAGAAUGCGGCAAGUACCCAGACAGCACAGAGUGUUGGGACGGCAAUGCACUGUCUCUUCCCAACGGCAAUGUUGAAGUAGGCCAAACACCUCCACCUAAAGAUCUGACAAGUAGUCCACUUCCAGGGCCCAAGUGUGAGCCUCUUUCAGUGCCUUUGUGUAAGGGUGUGAGCUACAAUCACACACUUUUCCCCAAUUUACAGAGCCACACUUCUCAAGCUGAAGCUGCUCUGGAGAUGGAACAAUUCAUUCCCCUUUUACGCAGUAAGUGUUCACCUCAUCUGGAACUCUUCUUGUGCAGCAUUUAUGCCCCUGUGUGCACAAUCCUCGAGAAACCUCUCCCUCCUUGUAGAGACCUUUGUGUGACCUUAAGGAGGGAUUGUGCAGGUGUAAUUAGAAGGCUUGGACUGUCUUGGUCAGAAAUAUUUGAAUGUGAGAGAUUUCCAUCAGGAAACGUUUGUGUAAGUGACGUUGGGACAAGUGUUGAAACUUCUACAAGAGAUCCAAGUCCUCAGGUGGAAGGUGGAGGCAUGUCCCUCAGUGAGAAAUGUGAGGUUCUAAGUAUACCUUUAUGCAAAGAUAUGCCAUAUAACAUGACGAUUGUCCCAAAUCUGCUCAACCACAAUUCACAAGAGGAGGCCGGUUUACAAGUUCACCAGUUCUUCCCUCUAGUCAAAGUGCAAUGUUCUCCAGAUCUCCAGAACUUCUUAUGCAGUGUUUAUGCUCCAUUUUGUAAUGCACAAGGACGGCCAAUUCCUCCCUGCCGAAGACUGUGUGUUUCUGCAAGAAGGGGCUGCAAAAGUUUGAUGCAAAGGUUUGGUUUCCUGUGGCCAGAAUCCCUGGAAUGUAGCAAAUUCCCAGAAGGGACUAAUUGUUGGGAUGGCAAGACAGGAAUCUCUACUGCUAGCACCUCAGAAGUAGAAGAAACAUCUUUAAUUGUACCAGAUACCCAUGUUUCAGAGGGCAAAUGUGAGCAAAUUACUAUACCUCUAUGCAAGAACUUGAACUAUAAUUCCACAAUCUUUCCAAACUGGCUUAAUCAUGAAUCGCAAGAAGAAGCCGGCAUGGAAGUUCACCAGUUCGUCCCUCUUGUCGAUGUGCAAUGUUCUCCAGACCUCCAGAACUUCUUAUGCAGUGUUUAUGCUCCAUUUUGUAAUGCACAAGGACGGCCAAUUCCUCCCUGCCAAAGACUCUGUGUCUCCGCAAGGGAUGGUUGUGAAACACUAAUGAACCGGUUUGGUUUCCGGUGGCCAGAAUCUCUAGAAUGCGGCAAGUACCCAGACAGCACAGAGUGUUGGGACGGCAAUGCACUGUCUCUUCCCAACGGCAAUGUUGAAGUAGGCCAAACACCUCCACCUAAAGAUCUGACAAGUAGUCCACUUCCAGGGCCCAAGUGUGAGCCUCUUUCAGUGCCUUUGUGUAAGGGUGUGAGCUACAAUCAUACACUUUUCCCCAAUUUACAGAGCCACACUUCUCAAGCCGAAGCUACUCUGGAGAUGGAACAAUUCAUUCCUCUUUUACGCAGUAAGUGUUCACCUCAUCUGGAACUCUUCCUGUGCAGCAUUUAUGCCCCUGUGUGCACAAUCCUCGAGAAACCUCUCCCUCCUUGUAGAAACCUUUGUGUGACCUUAAGGAGGGAUUGUGCAGACACAAUUAGAAGGCUUGGACUGUCUUGGUCAGAAAUUUUUGAGUGUGAGAGAUUUCCAUCAGGAAACCUUUGUGUAGGUGAUGUUGGGAUAAGUACUGACACUUCAACAGCAGUUCCAUCACCUCCACAAACAGAUCAUCCAGGUACCCAGCUCCUAGGGCUGCCUUCUUUUCCCAACAGCAAUGUUGAAGUAAGCCAAACACCUCCACCUAAAGAUCUGACAAGUAGUCCACUUCCAGGGCCCAAGUGUGAGCCUCUUUCAGUGCCUUUGUGUAAGGGUGUGAGCUACAAUCAUACACUUUUCCCCAAUUUACAGAGCCACACUUCUCAAGCUGAAGCUGCUCUGGAGAUGGAACAAUUCAUUCCUCUUUUACGCAGUAAGUGUUCACCUCAUCUGGAACUCUUCCUGUGCAGCAUUUAUGCCCCUGUGUGCACAAUACUCGAGAAACCCCUUCCUCCUUGUAGAAACCUUUGUGUGACCUUAAGGAGGGAUUGUGCAGGUGUAAUUAGAAGGCUUGGACUGUCUUGGUCAGAAAUAUUUGAAUGUGAGAGAUUUCCAUCAGGAAACCUUUGUGUAGGUGACGUUGGGACAAGUGUUGAAACUUCUACAAGAGAUCCAAGUCCUCAGGUGGAAGGUGGAGGCAUGUCCCUCAGUGAGAAAUGUGAGGUUCUAAGGAUACCUAUAUGCAAAGAUAUGCCAUAUAACAUGACGAUUGUCCCAAAUCUGCUCAACCACAAUUCACAAGAGGAGGCCGGUUUAGAAGUUCACCAGUUUGUCCCUCUUGUCGAUGCGCAAUGUUCUCCAGACCUCCAGAACUUCUUAUGCAGUGUUUAUGCUCCAUUUUGUAAUGCACAAGGACGGCCAAUUCCUCCCUGCCAAAGAUUCUGUGUCUCCGCAAGGGAUGGUUGUGAAACACUAAUGAACCAGUUUGGUUUCCGGUGGCCAGAAUCUCUAGAAUGCGGCAAGUACCCAGACAGCACAGAGUGUUGGGACGGCAAUGCACUGUCUCUUCCCAACGGCAAUGUUGAAGUAGGCCAAACACCUCCACCUAAAGAUCUGACAAAUAGUCCACUUCCAGUGUCCAAGUGUGAGCCUCUUUCAAUGCCUUUGUGUAAGGGUGUGAGCUACAAUCAUACACUUUUCCCCAAUUUACAGAGCCACACUUCUCAAGCUGAAGCUGCUCUGGAGAUGGAACAAUUCAUUCCUCUUUUACGCAGUAAGUGUUCACCUCAUCUGGAACUCUUCCUGUGCAGCAUUUAUGCCCCUGUGUGCACAAUCCUCGAGAAACCUCUCCCUCCUUGUAGAAACCUUUGUAUGACCUUAAGGAGGGAUUGUGCAGGUGUAAUUAGAAGGCUUGGACUGUCUUGGUCAGAAAUAUUUGAAUGUGAGAGAUUUCCAUCAGGAAAAGUUUGUGUAGGUGACAUUAGUACAAGUACUGACACUUCUACAGCAGUUCCAUCACCACCAACAGAUCAUCCAGGUACCCAGCUCCUAGGGCUGCCUUCUCUUCCCAACGGCAAAGUUGAAGUAAGCCAAACACCUCCACCUAAAGAUCUGACAAGUAGUCCACUUCCAAGGCCCAAGUGUGAGCCUCUUUCAGUACCUUUGUGUAAAGACAUGAGUUAUAACGAAACAAUUUUUCCAAACUUAUUAAAUCACAAUUCUCAAGUUCAGGCUGCUCUUGAGAUGGAACGAUUCGUUUCUCUUUUACACAGUAAGUGUUCACCUCAUCUGGAACACUUCCUGUGCAGCAUUUAUGCCCCUGUGUGCACAGUCCUCGAGAAACCUCUUCCUCCUUGUAGAAGCCUUUGUCUGACCAUGAGAAACGACUGUGAAGACCCUAUUAGAAAACUUGGAUCGUCUUGGCCAGAAAUAUUUGAAUGUGAGAGAUUUCCAUCAGGAAAAGUUUGUGUAGGUGACAUUAGUACAAGUACUGACACUUCUACAGCAGUUCCAUCACCUCCACCAACAGAUCAUCCAGGUACCCAGCUCCCAGUGCCCAGAUGUGAGCCUAUUUCUUUGCCUUUGUGUAAGGGUGUGGGCUACAAUCAUACACUUUUCCCCAAUUUACAGAGCCACACUUCUCAAGCUGAAGCUGCUCUGGAGAUGGAACAAUUUAUUCCUCUUUUACGCAGUAAGUGUUCACCUCAUCUGGAACUCUUCUUGUGCAGCAUUUAUGCCCCUGUGUGCACAGUCCUUGAGAAACCUCUCCCUCCUUGUAGAAACCUUUGUGUGACCAUAAGGAGGGAUUGUGCAGACACAAUUAGAAGGCUUGGACUGUCUAGGUCAGAAAUAUUUGAGUGUGAAAGAUUUACAUCAAAAAUACUCUGUGUGGGUGACAUUGGCAGAAAUCUUUGACAGCUCAUCAAAAAGAAAAUGAAACCAUGUUAACCAGUGAUAAAUAAGAGGCUUUAAUAAGAAACUCUACCUGUCCUGAUAAAUUAUGAUUUUCACAGAGACACUGGUUCUUCCUUUUUGUGGUGUUUAUGCCCUUGUAAUCCACAAGAUUUUAUGUAUCAGCAAGAAGGGGCUGUAAAAGUGAUGAAAAGGCUUGGUAUUUAGUGCCAAGAAUCCCUGGAAGAUGAUAAGUAUCCGGAAGGAAUUGUUGGAAAGAUAUAGCCUACUGUUCAGCUGAUAAAUGUGGACCCAUUAUAUUAUUGUGCAAUCACUUGACUUUCAACUGAAGUUUCAAACCUGUUCCAUCAGUAUUCACAGGAAGGAGCUAGUUUAGAAGUUCACAAAUUUUCUCUGGUAGACAGUGUUUAGAAAUUCACAGCUUCUUACGCAGUGAAUACACUAUAGUUUGUAACUCACUAGAAUGGCCAAUUCCUCAUUGCUAAAGUUUGUGUUUCUAUAAAAAGUGGUUGUGAAAAUCUAAUAUCUUGCAGACUGUGUUACUAGGAUGCGGCAAGUAUCCAGACGCCAUAGACAGCUGGGAUGGCAAUUCAGCCUCUCCUUCUAGUAGUAUUUCUUUCAAGUAAACAUAUCUGAUUAUGGAUUUGCCGGCUACUCAGCUUCAAAGUCCCAACUGUGAGUUUUAGUUUUCUUUGUGUAAUGAUGUGCACCAUCCUCAGGCAGAAGCUGCUCUAAAGAUGGAACAAUUCAAUACUUUUUUUACAUGCAAAGUGAUUACCUCUCCUAGAAUACAUGUACCAUAUCUAAAGGUGCAUAUUGACUGUAAAAUAUUUCAAGAUUUCUUGGAAAAUCCUAAAACUUUUAAGUCAGAUAUCAUGGUUUGGUUUUGUAACCCAACUAAACUAUCUCCGGGGAGGCUUGCUACAGUUCCAUGGCAUCACAAUAGGAAACAAAUUGCCAACAUAGCCGACAGAAGUGAGUCAUAUCGGUGAAAUUCCCUUUUUAAUGAUUUAUAUUAGAUAUAAACUACCAAGUUAACAUAACUGUGCCGACCAGAAGCAUUAACUGGAGUGUAUUAAUAGCUUUAUCAUUCCCUAGAAGGUAAAUACGAGCUACUUACAACUGUAUUAUGGCUGUCCUAGGUUGAAAUCAGGUUGAAGCUGAAAAAAAAAAAAGAUGUUUGGAGGAGGAGGGUGUUGGGGGCAAGAACCAGGAAAAAAAACCUAUUUCAUAUGGAAGAAAACGGAAGGAUACAUGAUAGUGAAAACUCAAGGCUAUAGACAUACCUGUCUGCAGAAUUCAGUCUUACAACGUGGCAAUUUAUGGAAACCUUCCCAGUUCUACGACACAAGAGCAAGCAGGUCUGGAAAUCCGUCAGUUCUCUCUUGUGAUAAGUGUAUAAUGUUCCCCUUGUCUCCAGGAUGUUUGUGCAGUGCCCUAGUUUAGCUCAGUCUGGUUCCUCCGUGCCAGAGCCUUAAAGUUUCCACAAAUAAAGGCUGAGGAAAAUGGAAUAGCAAAGUCGUGGUAGAUAUGGCGAGGAGGGAAGUUACCAAAACAACCUUUUAUUUGCAUUAGACUGAACUAUUACGGAAUGAGAGGAGGCAGUCACCAUUAAAAAUUUGAUUUUGAUAAUUCGAUUGCUCUAUUUCUCUUUUGACAAUUGUAGAUUUAUUAUAUGAUUGUAUUUCACUGUUCUUUGCGCUUGCAAUUAUGAUUUCAUUGAGUAUAUUAAUUAAAUAAAUGCAUUGAAAACCC
Penaeus vannamei (Pacific white shrimp) is the source of this 6664-nucleotide messenger RNA. NCBI's taxonomy places the organism in Eukaryota, Metazoa, Arthropoda, Malacostraca, Decapoda, Penaeidae. The record is from RefSeq and is a predicted model, not a curated record.